Molecule: messenger RNA, 1272 nt
Organism: Paramecium pentaurelia
Lineage: Eukaryota; Ciliophora; Oligohymenophorea; Peniculida; Parameciidae
Source: the annotation of a GenBank genome assembly
UGAUGAAUAGAAUCCAACAUCUUAGUACUUAAGUAAAUAAUUGUACUCCUGUCCCAACAAAAAGUGAUAAUGAUGUAGUCAUUUGUGGAGCUGUAAGAACUCCUUUGACUAAAGCUAAAAAAGGCUUACUUAGAGAUACUCCUCCAGAAGUAUUACUGAGUACUGCAUUCACAGGAUUGUUAUAGAGAACAAAGGUUGAUCCAAAGUUGAUCUAAGACAUUGUAGUUGGUAAUGUCAAUCAACCUGGAAGUGGAGCUAUAGUAUCUAAGAUGGCUGCUUUCUUAGCAGGGUUUCCUGAUACCACUUGUUUAACAGCUAUAAAUAGAUUCUGUUCUUCAGGAAUAGAAGCUUGUGCUGUAAUUGCUGCUAAAAUUAGAACUGGAAUGUUGGAUAUUGGUAUUGGUGCUGGAGUUGAGUAGAUGACUAUGUAUGACAUGUAGAGUUAAAUGAAUGCUGAAUUACUAAGUGAUGCUAUUUUUGAUCAUCCAUGUGCAAGAGAUUGUUUAUUGGGUAUGGGAUAAACAUCAGAAAAUGUGGCUGCUUAAUUUGGAAUCACUAGAUUAUAAUAAGAUAAAUUUGCUUAUGAAUCUUAAUAAAAAGCUUAUAAAGCUUAAUCAGAAGGAUUGUAUAAAGAUGAGAUUGUACCAGUUAAGACAACAAUUAAAGAUGGUGACAAGACAAAAGAGGUUCUUGUGACAGAAGAUGAUGGAAUAAGAAAAGAAACUACACUUGAAGGUUUAGGCAAAUUGAAACCUGCCUUUGGUAAGGAUGGAUCUACAACUGCUGGUAAUUCAUCAUAAGUUACUGAUGGUGCAGCUGCUGUAUUAUUAGCUAGAAGAUCUGUAGCCAAAAAAUUAGGAUUACCUAUACUUGGAAGAUUUCUUGAUUAUACAGUUGCUGGUGUACCACCAGGUAUUAUGGGUAUUGGUCCAGCUGCUGCUAUUCCUUAAUUAUUAUAAAGAAACUCAUUAAAACCAAAUGAUAUUUGCAUCUAUGAAAUUAAUGAAGCUUUUGCAAGUCAAUCUGUAUAUUGUGUAGAAAAGAUUGGUAUUGAUCCAACUAGAGUCAAUCCAAAAGGUGGUGCUAUAGCAUUAGGACAUCCCUUAGGUAGAUCUUUAUUUAUAAUAUUUAUAGGAUGUACAGGAGCUAGAUAAGUGGCUACAUUAUUACCAGAAAUGAAAAGAAAGAAGGCUAAAUAUGGAGUAAUUUCUAUGUGUAUUGCUACUGGUAUGGGUGCAGCAGCCUUAAUUGAAAAUGAAUAAAACUGAGUUU